Molecule: messenger RNA, 1299 nt
Organism: Adineta steineri
Lineage: Eukaryota; Metazoa; Rotifera; Eurotatoria; Adinetida; Adinetidae
Source: the annotation of a GenBank genome assembly
AUGGAUAAGAACGAUAAUGUUCAAGCACCACCUGCAACCGGUGAAUCAUCAGUAGCUGAUACUCAAUCAACAGCAGCUGCUACUGGUACACCUGCAACUGCACUUGCAACUCCGGGUUUUCUUCAAAAUGUACAACAACGACUUGAAUCAAUGGGUGAUGAUCUUGAUCUUGGUGCACUACUCGCUGGAAGUUUACCAGCGGAAGUUGUUCGUCGUGUGAAUGCACUUCGAAAUAUACAAGUUGAACAUCAUAAAAUUGAAGCAAAUUUUUUUGAAGAAGUUCAUGCACUUGAAUGUCGAUAUUUAAGCAAAUAUAAACCAUUAUAUGAAAAACGUUUAAAUAUUGUCAAAGGAGCUUACGAACCAACAGACGCUGAAGCUAAAUGUGCAUUUGAUGAGGAUGAAGCUGAUGAAGAAGCUAAAAAAGCAGCAGAAGCUGGUGAAAAAUCUGAUGAAAAGAAAAAAGACGAAGAAAAAGCAGUUGGUAUUCCAGAAUUUUGGUUACAAGUAUUUAAAAAUUCAGAUGCUCUCUCAGAAUUAAUAAAAGAACAUGAUGAACCUGUAUUAAAACAUCUUAUUGAUGUACGUUUAACUAUGCAGGAUGAUGCACAAUAUAAAGGUUUCACAAUUGAAUUUGAAUUUACAUCGAAUGAAUAUUUUUCUAAUACAAUAUUAACAAAAUCUUAUGAACUUCGUACAGGACCUGAUGAAACUGAACCAUUAUCCUAUGAAGGACCAGAAAUAAUUAAAUCUAAAGGUUGUGAAAUUCAAUGGAAUAAAGGAAAGAAUAUUACUAUUAAAAUGGUUAAAAAACGACAAAAACAUAAAAGUCGUGGUACAAUUCGUGUUGUUACAAAAGAAGUUCAAACUGAGUCAUUUUUUAAUUUUUUUACACCACCAACUGUACCUGAAGAUGCUGAUGCUGAUCUCGAAGAAAAUGAAGAAUUACAAUCGUUAGCAGCUGAUUUUGAAAUUGGACAUAUGCUUCGAGAUUCAAUCGUACCAAAAGCUGUUCUUUAUUAUACCGGUGAAGCUGGAGAUGAAGAUGAUGGCGAGUUUGAUGAAGAUGAAGAUGAUGAAGAUGAUGAUGACGAUGAUGAAGAUGAAGAUCCAGAAGAAGAUGAAGAUGAAGGUCAUCAUCAUCAUCAUGGAGGCGGUAAGGGUGGACAUCAUCAUGGUGGCGGUGGUGGUAAACAUGGUCCACCAGGUGGUUCUCAAGGUAAAUCUAAAGGUGGUAAACAUGGCUCAGCAGGUGGUGCCAAUGGCGCAGGACAACAACCUGAAUGCAAGCAACAGUAG